UUUGUUUUGCUGCGCCGGGUAUUUAUCGUCAGAGUCGUGACUGUCCCGUUUACACUGCUCGUUAGGCGGUCAGACGGUUUGCUGGUGUCUACAUUUCAAGCCUGUGGCCUUCGCUAGGUUUGCGCCAAGUGCUAUUUUUUUUCCUUGAGCCGACAUCAAUAAUUAAUUUUGUACAUUUAGUUUAUUUUUUUUAUAUAUAGAGGAAAGAAAUGUCGUCCGAAAGCCCCGAGUACUCCCCGUUCUUCGCAGUGAUGGGUGCCUCUGCGGCGAUGGUGUUCAGCGCCUUGGGAGCAGCCUAUGGCACGGCUAAGAGCGGUACAGGGAUCGCCGCCAUGUCCGUGAUGAGGCCGGAGCUCAUCAUGAAGUCCAUCAUCCCUGUGGUCAUGGCGGGUAUUAUAGCCAUCUACGGCCUGGUAGUAGCAGUGCUGAUUGCCAACAACAUCUCAGAGAAAGUCAGCCUCUACAAGAGUUUCCUCCAUCUGGGAGCCGGUCUUAGUGUGGGCCUGAGUGGGCUGGCGGCAGGCUUCGCUAUUGGCAUCGUGGGCGACGCAGGCGUGAGGGGCACAGCUCAACAGCCGAGGCUUUUUGUGGGCAUGAUCCUCAUUUUGAUUUUCGCUGAGGUCUUGGGUCUCUACGGACUCAUUGUCGCCCUCAUUCUCUCCACGAAAUAAAAACACCCCAAACAUCUCCACUACAAAGAUCUGUCCUUUAUGUUGCUGCUGGAGGAAAAAGUGUAAAACGGGAAAAGGAAAAAAAAAAAUUGUAAAAAUUUCUGCCAGACGUGAUGAAAGAAGUGAAGACGGUGGAAAUAUGAUUUGAAAUGGCUCCAUAAUUAUGGUCUUAUCAACAAUGUGUACAGUCGUCCCAAUUUGAUAGUCAACUUGUAAAUGCGCAAUGUAGUGAUUUGUCUGUCUUGUGUGUGUGUGUGUGUGCGUGUGCGCGUGUGUGUGCGUGUGUUUCAAAACAGUUGUAUGAUGAAGAUUCCUUUUUUUUUCCCUCCACUUAUUUCAGGCCUCAAGGCCAGCUGAGGCAGCCUGGCCUCUGGUCUUAGAGAGCUGACCAAAGGGCCGCACAGCUUUUUCUCCUCCCACAUCAACUUGGGAGUUGACAGAAUUUCUGCAUUAAUCUUGAGGAUCUAUUUGUAAAGAGAAAUGUAUAUGGACUCACGAUUUUUUUCCACUGAUUUUAUUUAUAAGAAAUUGUUCAUUGAACUGUUUAAUGCAGCAAAAGUCUUUAAUUCCCAGGAUAUAUUAUACAUAUAUAAAUAUAUAUACAGACAUAUAAAUAUCUAAAUCUAUAUAUAGAUUUAAUGCACUGUGGGGUAAUUGUGAUAAGUGGUUGGAAUUCCUCUGGAUGUAAUUCUUGGUUUAAUUAAGAUUGCCUUUAGUAUGUUGCUGGUGAAGUGGGAGUUUUGUGUGUAGCUGUAUUCUAAUCAUUACGCAAACAUUCUCAAACUUCAGUGUUUUUCCUGUAGUACUGCUGUUUGCAUUAAAGGUGUGUGUGCCCCGUGA
Larimichthys crocea (large yellow croaker) is the source of this 1511-nucleotide messenger RNA. It is a transcript of the gene atp6v0cb, whose product is annotated as ATPase H+ transporting V0 subunit cb. Lineage: Eukaryota; Metazoa; Chordata; Actinopteri; Sciaenidae. The transcript is spliced from 3 exons. Bases 210 to 671 code for a protein of 153 amino acids. Gene Ontology annotation, molecular function: proton-transporting ATPase activity, rotational mechanism. Gene Ontology annotation, cellular component: proton-transporting V-type ATPase, V0 domain. The record is from RefSeq and is a predicted model, not a curated record. Gene Ontology annotation, biological process: proton transmembrane transport.